UCCAUCUAACAGUCUUCUCUCUCACUCGUUUUGUCCGCUUUCUUUAAAGCUACGAUUCCUCACCGGUUUCUGCUUCUAUUCUCUGAUCAAUGUUGGAUUUUUGCGAUUAUUAAAUGAGAAAAUCUAUUCGGUUUGUGAUUCUUUGCUCAGAUUUAUGUUUCUUUUUGUGAAGGAGAGAAGAACAAAUUGUAUAGCCUUAUCUUUCCGGAGAUUAAAGUGCCGUUGCCUAAGGCAAUUCAAGUUGAUUCUAUGAUUUCCUUCUAGGGUUUCUUCUGCUGCAUCUUUGCAGAUUCUGAAGGAAUCCGUUAUCCUUUCUGGGUUUGAAUUUAUAUUUCAAGUAAUUCUUAUUGGGUUUGGGGUUUGUUGAAUUGAAGAAAUUUGGGUUUGGCACCGGUGGUGUUGAAUCCAGCGGAGCAAUGACGUAUAAAAGCGAUGACACUAUGACUCCGGAGCUGAAGCUGCAAACGGUUGAUGGAAAUGGGGAUUAUGUGAGACUGGGUUGCUUCAAUGAUCGUGAAGUCGGGGAGUUCGGAGGGGAGCCUCCAUGUCCUAGGAACGGAAGGUUUCUCUGGUGGUGGGUGAAGGUGGUUUGCUUUUGCGUUUUCUUGGUGGCGCUUGCCGUUGUUGGUAUCAUCUGGGUUGCACCUAUUGUCUUGAAUAAGGAGGUUAUACCAGUCCUAAAUUGGGAGAUGAACACAUUCAGCACACCAGUACUUGCGGUUGUACUCUUUGUUUCUGUGGCAUUAUUUCCUGCACUAUUGUUGCCCUCUACACCUGCUAUGUGGGUCGCUGGAAUGACUUUUGGUUAUGGAUAUGGGUUCUUACUAAUUAUGGCAGGAGCCUCUGUGGGUGUGUCAUUGCCAUAUUUCAUUGGUUCUUGCUUUCGUCAUAAAAUCUAUCGGUGGUUGGAGAGAUGGUCAAAGAAAGCAGCCUUUAUUAAAUUAGCUGGUGAAGGAAAUUGGUUCCAUCAGUUUCGAGCUGUGACCUUACUUAGGAUUUCUCCAUUUCCGUACAUUAUAUUUAAUUAUGCUGCUGUUGCAACAAAUGUCAAGUAUGGUCCUUACAUCUUGGGGUCGUUGGUAGGAAUGGUGCCCGAAGUUUUCGUUACUAUCUACAGUGGCAUUCUAAUACGGACGUUGGCUGAGGCAUCCCAGGACCAGAGGUCCCUUUCAGCACAGCAGACCAUCUUCAAUGUCAUUGGCUUCUGUUUUACGGUGGUUACUACCAUAAUUAUCACAGUUUAUGCCAAGAGGAAGCUGAAGGAACUGCAGGAGGAAGAAGAUCUACUAUUGGAGUAGGAGGCCUGACUCGACUUUGAAAGAAUUUCUUCCUUUGGGGCUUGGUUCAAUUUAAGCUGUGUAGCUAAACUAGUUCCAGGCACUUGCUGGUCUAUUUUGUUUUUUCCAUCACCGAGCUUGGCCACUCAAGCGGUAUCAUCAAUUUUCGACAUGGAUGAUGCAGGGUAAACCACAAUAGCCUGCUGGGAGAAGGCAUACAAUGUUUUAUUGUAUAUAUACCAUAUUGUAGUAAACGUUCAAAGUGAACAUGGCUGACCUCUUCCAUCAAAGGAGUUGGAAAGUAAUGAACUUGUUAGGGCAUUCAAAGUUCCACACUGUAAUUCAAUGAAAAGAAGUUUUAUUGUA
Messenger RNA from Telopea speciosissima, 1643 nucleotides. RefSeq names its product transmembrane protein 64-like. The record is from RefSeq and is a predicted model, not a curated record. Lineage: Eukaryota; Viridiplantae; Streptophyta; Magnoliopsida; Proteales; Proteaceae. The transcript is spliced from 4 exons. The coding region runs from base 417 to 1298 and encodes 293 amino acids.